GCGAGUGGAGUGUCUGCAGAGGCUGCGCGAGCUGGGAACUGCUUUCGAUUGUUGGCGGGCGCCGCCAUCUUGGUCAGUGAGCUUGCGAGUGGCUGUACGACGAGGUGUACGUAUUUCAGUGAAACGAGUAUUUCGUGCGAUUUCCCUGAAACCCUUCGUCUACCCGUGAAAUCCACGAACAUCCAAGAUGUCGGAACGGGAGGACAACGUUUACAAAGCGAAAUUGGCGGAGCAAGCGGAGCGCUAUGAUGAAAUGGUCGAGGCGAUGAAGAAGGUCGCUUCGCUGGACCUGGAGUUGACCGUCGAGGAGAGGAAUCUCCUUUCUGUCGCAUACAAAAACGUAAUCGGGGCGAGGAGAGCCUCCUGGAGAAUAAUCUCCAGCAUCGAACAAAAGGAGGAGAACAAGGGCGCCGAAGGGAAACUGGAGAUGAUCCGUCAGUACCGAUCUCAAGUAGAAAAAGAACUCAAAGACAUCUGCGCCGAUAUCCUCGGAGUUUUGGAGAAACAUCUGAUACCGUGCGCGUCCACCGGCGAAUCUAGAGUCUUCUAUUAUAAAAUGAAGGGCGAUUAUCACCGUUACCUGGCCGAAUUCGCCAUUGGUAACGACAGGAAGGAAGCGGCAGAGAAUUCCCUCGUUGCUUACAAAGCAGCCAGCGACACUGCUAUGACAGACCUGCCACCGACUCAUCCCAUCCGCUUAGGAUUGGCGCUCAACUUCUCUGUGUUCUAUUAUGAGAUUCUCAAUAGCCCCGACAGAGCGUGCCGCCUGGCGAAGGCAGCCUUUGACGACGCGAUCGCGGAAUUAGACACCUUAUCCGAGGAGAGUUACAAGGAUUCCACCCUCAUCAUGCAGCUCCUCAGGGACAACCUUACUCUCUGGACGUCGGAUAUGCAAGGAGACGGGGAGGGCGAACAGAAGGAGCAGUUGCAAGAUGUGGAAGAUCAGGACGUAUCGUAACUCUAACUGUAGUGAGUGUUACAUUGCGCAUAUAAAACUGAGACACAAGAAAACAAAAAAACUCUUAAUAACUUGUAAGCAAAAGAAAACAAUUCAGCAGGUGGCAGUUCGGGGUGGGAAGGGGAGAUCUUUAGCGAUUGCGUGACCCUAAGCACGCACGUACGGUUACUCCAAACAAAAAAAAAGAAUCAUUCGAUAACACGCAUUGAGUUACGGAGCACGCAGAAAGUAACAAGCAAAGGACACGCACCCUGCGGUAAUAGAGAGACUGCAAAAAAAAGCAUUUAGAGAGGCACUAUUCUUUGCCUUCUUCGCGUAUCGAGAGGAAAAAUGCUGUCUUUACACUUGUGCAUGCCCAAUCGAAAAAUUACGAUGUCGAGAACGUGUGGCGAAUGGACGCCGACCGUCGGCGUAUAUGUCACCCAUUAUAAACAGAAAAAAACCAUAAAAAAGACAAAAAAAAAAAACAAAAGUAUGCGCCAGUUCGUCGGGACCGAUUCUCUCACUUUUAUCGGUUUCAGCGAGUGAGAACGAAUUAACGAUGUCCCAUAUGUUUCACCAAAUAGCGAAACAUGUUGAUGCUCGACGUCGAUCGAAGUGCAUUAUUGUGUUCGUUUGUUUACCCUCCUAAAUCAAUCUCCUCCUCGUCCUCUUCCCCGCUUUUUUACUGCGCGCAUGAUCGCUCUCGCAUACUAUAAUAAAUAACGAUGUUAAUUGUAUGCGUGUAAAUCGAGUGUAAAUCAUCUGUUUGUCCAAGGAUAAACGCGUCUCCUCAGGUCGAAGGGAAGUGGUUGCCCGCCUCGGCUAAACAGCCAGGACUGCCAACCACGCGUCUUCGUCUCUGCUUUCUGUAUAAGAUAUUACGGAUGUACUUCCGAACGAAGUCCAGUUCAAGUAAUUUCAUACAUAGUUCGAGCAUGAGUUUUCGUGUAGUGUCGUUAAAAGAAUUUAUUAAGAAAAUGCGCUUACGCGAAAGCGUCGUACUUAAUGCAAUAACAUCAGUAUGGCCCGAGAAAGAACGAAAGAAAGAGAAAAAGAGAGAGAGAGAGAGAGAGAGUAUGGCUUUCGCGAAUGAAAUUUUGCGUUAAAAUGAAUAUUCGAAACAAGCGAGAAAAUAAUACCGUCUUCGACACGUCGGACGUUCUUUACACUCGACUCUCUACACUCCUCCGUGACGAGAGUGGGUGUUUUGUUGUUUUAUUUUUUUUUUUUUUUUUUUUUUGGAUCGACGAGAAGCAUGAAAAGGAAAAAACAUUGUGGUAGACGAGCUUUUUUUUAACGAAAAAAAAAAAAAAAUAACAAAUUACGUUUCACGGAAUAUGAAAAGGAAACAAGUAGCUGUCUAGCUAGUCUGUAAUUGUGGUUGUACUUUUUCAUACGCCCCUCAUUGUGUAAAACUAUAAACGAUCGCUGUGGUAUAACGAAUUACAGAAUAAACGAUUGUAUCCCGACUUUAUUCACCCGCGCUCACUUUCGCUAUCACUCUCCUCGAUUCCACUGUAUCUUGGUUGAUAUCUGCCCGUGGCGUCCGUUCACCUUUUUAUCGAUGAACUGUUCCGUCGACUUCCGUUUCUAAACAUUCCAGCGACUUUAGACGAUUCGUUCGUUAGUCUCACGCGAAAUUCGUUUGCGCAUGUUAACGAGGUAAGCUUAGCGAUACGGCAUCGACCAUUUUAUUUAUUCGUUUGAGUAAAUAGUGGCGGUCAGAAAUUUCUGGCAUCGACUUCGUCACGAACCAUAGAUGUAGUUUCAUGAAAUUAAUGUGCCCGCAAUGGCCGAGAUUUGUAGAAUGUUUCUAAGCGCGAAAAACUACUGUUCUUGCUAAGAGUUUGGGCGUAGAAAAAAAGAGUUGUAAAAUUACAUUUCCACAUUAAAACGGUAUCGCGUUUCUGACCGUCGCUGUAUACCGGUAAAACUGCGAAUCUAGUUGGACUAGCACGGUGUUCUUGCAAUGGCGAUGAGGAUAAUCGUGAUCCGUGUAAGCGUGCAGCAAAAAAGCGAGGUGUAUUAACGUAAAAAGGCGAAGGGAACGCGCAGAAUCGAGCUCUGCCUAGAAAUCGGUGUGCAUUGUGCCCCUGUAUUUAGGUAUUAAUAACGAUAAAAAUUGAUAAUCAUGUUAUAAAGUACGUUACAAAGAAUAACUCAAAGUAAUAUCAACGGCACCGUAAGUAAGUAUAUGCGAAUAAUUAUAAGAGCGUAAAUUAGGGUAUCGUGGAAAAAACCGAUCGACAAGAAUCGUUUAAGCGAUAUUGGAGAGAACAGUUUGAAGUACAGUUUGUAUCGUCGAAGAGAGUUCGAGGCAAUUAAAAUCGCGUGGAAGAUUGAUACGAAGGUAAUGAAACUGUGUGUAGAAGGAUGAAAGAACAGUGGGGGAAAGCAUAGGGAGAAACCGGGAACCAUCGGCUAAGAGUUAAUAUGAGUUUACGGAUACGUGUAACGUGCAUUAAACGCCACGUGUACCAGCGACAAGUCUUGGAAAAUUUAGGUACAAUAAAAACUUGUCAGUGGC
Molecule: messenger RNA, 3467 nt
Organism: Colletes gigas
Lineage: Eukaryota; Metazoa; Arthropoda; Insecta; Hymenoptera; Colletidae
Gene: 14-3-3epsilon
Product: 14-3-3 protein epsilon
Exons: 4
Coding region: 188-958 (256 amino acids)
Biological process (GO): signal transduction
Cellular component (GO): cytoplasm
Source: RefSeq, a predicted model, not a curated record